CUGCUGCCCGCCGCCCUCCUGCUUCACGAGGAGCGCAGCCGGGCCGCUGCUAAGGGUGGCUGUGCAGGCUCUGGCUGUGGAAAGUGCGACUGCCAUGGCGUGAAGGGACAAAAGGGGGAAAGAGGCCUCCCCGGGUUGCAAGGUGUCAUUGGGUUUCCUGGAAUGCAGGGACCCGAGGGGCCACAGGGACCACCAGGAUUAAAGGGUGACGCUGGAGAACCAGGACUUCCUGGAACGAAAGGGACACGAGGGCCCCCAGGAGCAUCUGGCUACCCUGGGAACCCAGGGCUUCCCGGUAUUCCUGGCCAAGAUGGUCCCCCAGGCCCCCCAGGCAUCCCCGGAUGUAAUGGAACGAAGGGAGAGAGAGGGCCGCUCGGGCCGCCGGGCUUACCUGGAUUCAGCGGCAAUCCCGGACCACCAGGGUUACCAGGAAUGAAGGGGGAUCCUGGUGAAAUACUUGGCCACGUGCCUGGAACACUGUUGAAAGGUGAAAGAGGAUUUCCUGGCUCCCCAGGGAUCCAGGGCCCACCAGGUGUGCCAGGGCUGCAGGGUCCUGUCGGCCCCCCAGGGUUCAGCGGACCACCGGGUCCCCCAGGCCCUCCUGGCCCUCCAGGCGAAAAGGGGCAGAUGGGCUUGAGUUUCCAAGGACCAAAAGGGGACAAGGGUGAACAGGGGGUCAGUGGGCCUCCAGGAGUGCCCGGACAGGCACAAGUCCAAGAGAAAGGAGACUUUGCCACCAAAGGAGAGAAGGGUCAGAAAGGUGAACCCGGAUUUCAGGGCAUGCCGGGAAUUGGAGAGAAAGGCGAACCCGGAAAGCCCGGGCCCCGGGGAAAACCUGGGAAAGACGGUGAAAAAGGAGAAAAGGGGAGUCUAGGUUUUCCUGGUGACUCCGGAUACCCAGGGCUCCCAGGCCGCCAGGGGCUCCCGGGAGAAAAAGGCGACGCAGGUCCCCCAGGCCCGCCUGGAAUUGUUAUAGGCACCGGGCCUCUAGGAGAAAAAGGAGAGCGGGGCUACCCAGGAACCCCGGGCUUACGUGGCGAUCCGGGCCCCAAAGGUUUCCCAGGAAUACAAGGCCCACCAGGCCCUCCAGGAAUCCCCGUACCUGGCCAGGCCGGCGCUCCUGGCUUCCCUGGUGAACGAGGAGAAAAAGGCGACCAAGGAUUUCCAGGUGUAUCUUUGCCAGGACCGAGUGGAAGAGAUGGGCUGCAGGGCCCCCCCGGCCCCCCAGGGCCCCCCGGACAGCCAGGCCACACAAAUGGAAUUGUGGAAUGUCAGCCUGGACCGCCUGGUGACCAGGGGCCCCCUGGAAUUCCAGGGCAGCCGGGAUUGAUAGGCGAAGUUGGAGAGAAAGGUCAAAAAGGGGACAGUUGCCUCAUCUGUGAUACUGCAGGACUUCGUGGUCCUCCUGGGCCCCAGGGACCCCCAGGAGAAAUAGGUUUCCCAGGACAGCCAGGGGCCAAGGGCGACCGAGGUCCACCGGGCAGAAAUGGUCUGGAAGGGCUGCCUGGACCGCAAGGUGCACCAGGGCUGAUGGGCCAGCCUGGAGCCAAGGGCGAACCUGGAGAGAUUUAUUUCGACUUGCGGCUCAAAGGGGACAAAGGAGACCCAGGUUUUCCAGGACAGCCUGGGAUGCCUGGGAGAGCAGGCCUGCCUGGGAGAGACGGCCACCCAGGUCUUCCUGGCCCCAAGGGCUCCCCGGGCUCAGUAGGACUGAAAGGAGAACGAGGCCCCCCUGGAGGAGUCGGAUUCCCUGGCAGCCGUGGUGACGUCGGCCCCCCAGGGCCCCCAGGGUUUGGUCCUAUUGGCCCUGUGGGUGACAAAGGACAAGCAGGCUUCCCUGGAAGCCCUGGCUCCCCAGGCCUGCCAGGUCCGAAGGGUGAAGCGGGGGCGGUCGUGCCCUUACCUGGGCCCCCUGGGGCAGACGGCCUUCCGGGUUCUUCAGGAUUCCCAGGACCCCAAGGUGACCGAGGCUUUCCCGGAGCUCCGGGCAGGCCAGGCCAGCCUGGAGAGAAGGGUGCUGUGGGCCAGCCAGGGAUCGGGUUUCCGGGGCCCCCAGGUCCCAAAGGUGUCGACGGCCUGCCUGGAGAUGUGGGGCCUCCGGGGACCCCGGGUCGCCCAGGAUUUAAUGGCUUGCCUGGCAGCCCAGGUGCACCGGGCCAGAAGGGUGAGCCUGGAAUUGGUUUACCGGGACUCAAAGGACUGCCAGGUCUCCCCGGCAUCCCUGGCACACCUGGGGAGAAGGGGAACGUCGGGGGCCCAGGCGUGCCCGGAGAGCAUGGAGUUGUCGGACCCCCUGGGCUUCAGGGCAUCAGAGGUGACCCAGGGCCUCCUGGAUUGCAAGGCCCUGUAGGAUCUCCAGGAGCUCCAGGACUCGGCCCCCCCGGCGCUAUGGGCCCCCCCGGAGGUCAGGGACCGCCGGGGUCAUCAGGUCCCCCUGGCAUCAAAGGAGAGAAAGGAUUCCCCGGAUUCCCCGGACUCGACAUGCCAGGCCCCAAAGGAGACAAAGGAGCCCAAGGGCUUCCCGGCCUGACAGGACAGUCGGGGCUCCCUGGCCUUCCUGGACAGCAGGGGACGCCUGGAUUGCCCGGGUUUCCAGGUCCCAAGGGAGAAAUGGGCGUCAUGGGGACCCCCGGGCAGCCGGGAUCACCAGGACCAGUGGGCACUCCAGGAUUACCGGGUGAAAAAGGGGACCAUGGCUUCCCAGGAUCCUCAGGACCCAGGGGAGAUCCAGGCUUCAAAGGCGAUAAGGGGGACGUGGGCCUCCCUGGCAAGCCUGGGUCAAUGGACAAAGUGGACAUGGGCAGCAUGAAGGGGCAGAAGGGAGACCAAGGAGAAAAAGGCCAAGUCGGACCCACUGGUGAUAAAGGAUCCCGAGGAGAUCCUGGAAGCCCAGGAGUUCCUGGAAAGGAUGGGCAACCCGGGCAGCCUGGACAGCAAGGACCUAAAGGCGAUCCAGGUAUAAGCGGAACCCCAGGUGCUCCAGGACUUCCUGGACCGAAAGGAUCAGUCGGUGGAAUGGGCCUGCCAGGAACACCUGGAGAAAAAGGUGCACCUGGCAUCCCUGGCCCGCAGGGGGUCCCUGGCUUACCCGGAGAGAAAGGAGCAAAAGGAGUGAAAGGGCAGGCGGGUCUGCCUGGCAUCGGGAUUCCCGGGCGGCCUGGUGACAAGGGAGACCGAGGGAUGGCAGGUUUCCCCGGAAGCCCCGGAGAGAAGGGAGAGAAGGGCAGCACUGGGACCCCAGGGAUUCCAGGGUCUCCAGGCCUGAAGGGGUCUCCAGGGAGUGUCGGCUACCCAGGGAAUCCUGGGCUGCCUGGAGAAAAAGGUGACAAAGGCCUGCCGGGACUGGAUGGCAUUCCUGGAGCCAAAGGAGAGUCAGGCCUUCCUGGGAAACCUGGCCCCAUGGGCCCAGCUGGCCAGAAAGGGGAGCCGGGCAGUGAUGGAAUCCCAGGGUCAGCAGGAGAGAAAGGCGAACCAGGUCUACCAGGAAGAGGAGUCCCAGGGUUUCCCGGGUCCAAAGGAGACAAAGGUUCAAAGGGCGAUGUGGGCUUCCCAGGAUUGGCCGGGAGUCCAGGCAUUCCUCCCAAAGGAGAGCCAGGCUUCUCAGGUCCUCCGGGGCCUCAAGGACAGCCAGGAUUGCCCGGAGCCCCAGGCCGUCCUGUGGAGGGGCCCAAAGGAGACCGAGGGCCACAGGGACAGCCUGGCCUGCCAGGACUUCCGGGACCCAUGGGGCCUCCAGGGCUCCCUGGAUUGGAUGGACUGAAAGGUGACAAAGGAAAUCCAGGCUGGCCAGGAGCACCCGGCGUUCCAGGGUCCAAGGGUGACCCAGGAUUCCAGGGCAUGCCCGGCAUUGGUGGCUCUCCGGGAGUCACAGGUUCGAAGGGUGAUAUGGGACCUCCGGGUGUUCCAGGAUUUCAAGGUCAGAAAGGUCUUCCUGGCCUCCAGGGAGUUAAAGGAGAUCAAGGAGACCAAGGCCUCCCUGGACCUAAAGGUCUCCAGGGUCUCCCUGGCCCCCCAGGCCCUUACGAUAUCGUCAAAGGGGAGCCAGGGCUUCCGGGCCCUGAGGGUCCUCCUGGUCUGAAAGGGCUCCAGGGGCCUCCAGGCCCCAAAGGACAGCAAGGUGUGACAGGAUCUGCGGGUUUACCUGGACCUCCAGGCAUUCCCGGGUUUGACGGGGCUCCUGGCCAGAAAGGAGAGACGGGGCCAUAUGGGCCUCCAGGUCCGAGAGGAUUUCCUGGCCCACCUGGCCCUGAUGGGUUGCCAGGAUCCAUGGGGCCCCCAGGCACCCCGUCUGUCGAUCACGGCUUCCUUGUGACCAGGCACAGUCAAACAAUAGAUGACCCACAGUGUCCUCCUGGGACCAAAAUCCUUUACCAUGGGUACUCCCUGCUCUACGUGCAAGGCAACGAACGGGCGCACGGCCAGGACUUGGGCACGGCGGGCAGCUGCCUGCGCAAGUUCAGCACAAUGCCCUUCCUGUUCUGCAACAUCAACAACGUGUGCAACUUCGCCUCCCGGAACGACUACUCCUACUGGCUGUCCACGCCCGAGCCCAUGCCCAUGUCCAUGGCGCCCAUCACGGGGGACAACAUCCGGCCCUUUAUUAGCAGGUGCGCCGUGUGUGAGGCUCCCGCCAUGGUGAUGGCAGUGCACAGCCAGACCAUCCAGAUCCCGCAGUGUCCCAGCGGGUGGUCCUCGCUGUGGAUAGGCUACUCCUUCGUGAUGCACACCAGCGCUGGUGCCGAAGGUUCUGGCCAAGCCCUGGCAUCUCCCGGGUCCUGCCUGGAAGAGUUCCGAAGCGCGCCGUUCAUCGAGUGCCACGGCCGGGGGACAUGCAACUACUACGCCAAUGCCUACAGCUUCUGGCUCGCCACUAUAGAGCGGAGCGAGAUGUUCAAGAAGCCCACGCCGUCGACCUUGAAGGCAGGGGAGCUCCGCACGCACGUCAGCCGCUGCCAAGUUUGCAUGAGAAGAACAUGAGGACGCAGCCCUGCGCUACUGUCCCGACAUGGUGCUACUCCUCCUCCUCGUUUUAACAGCAACGAACCCUAGAAAUAUAUCCCGUGUACCUCACUGCCCAGUAUGAAAACCAUAAAGUGCCUUAUAGGAAUUCGCAUAACUAACACACCCUGCUUCAUGGCCUCUACUUGCUGACGGAGAGAAAGGCAACCAUAAGCUUUCAAUAGUGGUAGCCAAAUGGCACUUCUGAUGAAAUAAAGUGUCGGUAUGUCCUACGGCCCGGUGCACUGAGGUGCGAAGUGUGAGAACUCCAUCAGAACCCAAAGGUGCUAGGGCGCGGUGCCUCUACACUGCCAGCCGCUGCCAUUCUUGUCCUAGGGAGUCGUCCCCCAGGUGUACAUGUUUGUUUACAUCCCCGUCUAGCCGUCUCCAAAUUCAGGUCCCUCAUCUGUGCCGAGAACAGCAAUGCAGAGAUGGCUUUCUCGUACCUCCAUGAUUUCAGACUCAGUAGCCAUCUCUUCCAGCCCGAGUGUCAGCUGCCAUCUUUCUGCUGUGUGGGGUACCAUGCAGCCACCAUGCAGAGCACAGCGUUGACGGUCCCAAAGCAGUCAGAAAUUAAAUAUAUAUAUAUUUUAGUAAUUUAUAUAAAUGUCAGCAAUUAGGCAGAUCCGGUUUUAGUCUCACUCCCACGGUUGAAAUAAAGCUUUCCUAGUUUUCUUCCUUUAAACGUGCUGUCCUUCCACACGGGUGUCAGACACUAAGAUACUGAAUGUGAAAUGCCAGUUUUCAUCGUUCACUUCCAAGCCAAAAUGACCUAUUGCCAAAACCAAACCCAGGUUCAUGAACGUGGUGUCUAUCACAGUGAAACAUGUACGUUGAGCUUAUUGUUUUUAUUCUGUAUUAAAUACUUUCAGGGUUUUAAACACUAAUCACAAACUGAAUGACUUGACUUCAAAAGCAACAACCUUAAAGGCCUUCAUUUCGUUAGUUUUCCUCAUUCCGCAUCUUGGCGAGAAGCAGCUCCGUUGAAAGAAAAUGUCAGUAUUGUUCACAUAAGCACCUUCGGGCCGCCGUCUCGGUUUCCCACCAGCUGUGUUUGCAGACUGCAGUGGGAGCGGAUGGAUCGCAGGAGGGCAGAUUAGGACUGUCCCGCCUGAAAUGACAUUUCACUGAGAGUCUCCAAAACGUUUGUCAGACUACUAAGGCCUUUUAUGUCAUUUCUUUAAAUGUGUAUUUCUUAAGAAUUCAAAUUUGUAAUAAAACUAUUUGUAUAAAAAUUAAGCUUUUAUUAAUUUGUUGCUGGCAGUGCCACAGAAGCAUUACAAGAAAAGUUACUGCCCGAGCCACUAAUAAAGGUAUGAGCUUUGCGUCCCUUA
Messenger RNA from Tupaia belangeri chinensis (Chinese tree shrew), 6332 nucleotides. RefSeq names its product collagen type IV alpha 1 chain (gene COL4A1). Lineage: Eukaryota; Metazoa; Chordata; Mammalia; Scandentia; Tupaiidae. Gene Ontology annotation, cellular component: collagen trimer. The record is from RefSeq and is a predicted model, not a curated record. Gene Ontology annotation, molecular function: extracellular matrix structural constituent.